CCUGCGUGAUUUGCUACUCACAAAAGUCAGCUAUGGAGAUUAUGGAAGAUGGGAAUCUUAUGGACCGAGUUCGAAUUCUUCUUCAACGAGAUUUAGCAUAUUAUCAAGAUCAUCAGACAGUACUUCAAGAGAAUUUGUGUCCUGGAGUAGUUGGAGGUUUAUUGGAUUUUCCUCAUUACUCAUCUUUUGCUGCAGUAAAAUUGAUCAUCUGGUGGGAAGAGGCCUAUGUUGCUGCCUAUCAACGACCAUCAGGUCUUCUUGGAAAUGUAGUCUCAGAAGAUAAUGGCAACAAUGAAGAUGACCGUGGAUGUGGUGGUGUUGCAACCACUUCCAGCCCACAAGAAUUUCUGUCAGUUGUAACUAGCUCAGCUGGGCAAAUGCUUGAACACCUACACACACUAAGUCAAGAAGCACUUGACCACGCUGACCUUACUGUACUUACAGGAACACUUGGUGCUGCAGCAGUCAUAAAAAACUGCUUAUGGUGCUAUAAUGAGCAACUUAAAAAAAGAGCAGAGGAAACGGGAUCUCCAAAAUCAGAUGACAAGGUUACUCUUUAUAACAGCUACAGACGUUAUCAUGAUAUGUCUGAGGCAUUAGCUGAACGUCUCCUGGACUUACACUGUCGCCUUCUGUCAUUGUAUGUUUUGCAAGAUGCUGACUGCCUUAAUUGGGAGGAUAAGCAUCUAUUUUUUGAGGGUGAAAGAGGUUCAUUUGUUAUUCAGAUGUGGUGGUUAUACAUACAAGGAACAAAGGAAAGCUUGUGGAAUACUGUUCCCCCUAAGACAGCUCAGAGGGUUCUGGCUGGUAUGGUGAAUGAAUCUUUAUCUAUUCUUACAGUUCGAUAUACACAGGCAAAAACCAGUUCUGAACGUAGCACACUUUUGAUUAAUGAUGUAAGCAAUUUGUUGUUGUGUAUUUCAAAGAUUCUACCUGCUGUUUGUAAUGAUGCAAGUGAGCUAUUGGCCCACAGCCUUCAGAAUAACGUUGUGAAAGACAUACAUGCAAAAUGUCAUGAGUUGCUAAAAUGUCUCAUCAUCCGGGGUUGUCCAUUGGAAGUCCUUUACAGGGUUUUUCGGAAAGGGUUGUCUGGUGUUCAGAUUUUUCAGAUCAAAGAUGCUCAGUCUCCAGCUACAUGGUUUAUAUUUGCAGUCCCUCAUUUGUUUACUCUCAACAAAGGCAAGCAAUGUCUCCCAUUGGAUGCUGCAUCUAUUGCAUUGGAGCUUAUUGUGCUUGUGGCACAACCACAGGCAUCAUGGUCUCUCAUCCUCAAGGUUUUGUUGAUGUGCCAUGGUAAGAUCACAUCAAUUAUCAUGGAUCAUUUUGUAAACCACAUUGGAAGGUAUGAAUAUAAAGCAAGAGAGCCAAGAAUAAAAUGCACAAAUGGCACAGAAAAUAAAGAAAAGGUAAAAAGAAGCAGCAUUGGGCAUUGUAAUGGUUUCCUGUGUUAUGGGAAAGGUGAAUGUUUACUCUGGAAUGAAACAGAAGGCUCUUUACCACCAAACAUAAUCUUGGAGUCACUGAUGUAUAUUACAUGUAUGGCUGGUGCAUCACUUGAUUUAAAGUUUACUAUUCUGCCUAUACUAGAAAAGACAGUAAAGGACUGGGCAGGAUGCCUUGACAAGCAGCAGAUAUGGAAUCAGAAUAGGCCACCAUGGGUACAAGCACUUCUGAGACCAUUAGAGUCAUUAGUUUUUCCCAUCACACAAACUCUCAUCUGUGCUGUGAAGGAUGGUGCCAGCACAGACCAGGCUAUGAUACUGGCACUGGACUGUGUGGGACAAAUUGUGGAGUGUGUACCCCCACAUCUACUGUGUGCUGCAGCCCUUAUUGAGGAGAUGGUACCUGCAGAUGUGCAGCCAAUGGCUGGUUCUGUGUCACUGCAGCUCAUUCUGUCUGCCUUGUACUCACAGCUGCAACAACAUUCUGGAUCGAGCAUGGCACUCUCAGAGGCACUCUGUGACCUAGGACAAAACACCAAACAAACAGAGAAGAUACAAGCACUUGUCGUGAAGAUAAAUGACGCUAGAACUGAUGCUGAAGAUUUCAUGUCAGUAGAAGAUACCCCACAUAUGGCAGACAUGCUAGCAAGUAAUCUCCUCUUGACCGAGGAGGGACCACACUAUCUGAAGGUUAUGUGGCAGUUCUUACAAUUCAGUUCCCACUGGUUGCUUGGACAACUUGGUAUGCUGGAACCAGGAGAAUCUGCACCACAAAGUCCUCCUAUUAUACCUGCCAUUGCAUCAAGGCCUACCCCUGUGUGUUUGCUUCAUACUAUGUUUCAUGUGGGUCAUCGCCCAUUUGACCAGCUUCUAACAGGUGACUGGAACAUUGACUGGAACAGUCUCUUGCAGACAUCACUGAACAUCACACCUGAUAGUUUGUGGGCACAGUUAGUACUAAGGCCAGAAUUUCAAGAUUCACCAUUAGAUCUCAGUCAACAUGAUGCUGCUGUCACUGCUGCUUUGAAAGCAAUUUUUCAACAGUUCUCUAACACAUCAUAACCCUGCAUAUGUAUUAUUCUAAAACAAAAAAAGUUUCUUGCCAACUGUAAAAAGAUGAGCAAUGAUAUACAAUCCUGUACUUCAGUGAGACUCACACAAAUGUAUUUAAUCAGUAAUGUUUCACAUUUUUAAAGAGAAAAGUUGAAAUGCGUACUAUCAACAAGAGUCAAGGUGAUAAUCAUAAACCCGGGGCUAGUAGUCAUCCUGGUAUGCCUAUCAUCUACUUGGUGCUUGCUCCGUUCAGUGCUUAGUGAACUAUCAACAUACAGACAUCUAUGAGAUCCACAUGUUAAUAAGUAUGGUGGUUCCCAAUGAGUGCCU
Schistocerca cancellata (South American locust) is the source of this 2825-nucleotide messenger RNA. RefSeq lists its product as uncharacterized. Lineage: Eukaryota; Metazoa; Arthropoda; Insecta; Orthoptera; Acrididae. The coding region runs from base 33 to 2504 and encodes 823 amino acids. The transcript has 12 exons. The record is from RefSeq and is a predicted model, not a curated record.